This is a messenger RNA of Prunus dulcis (almond), 501 nucleotides long. RefSeq lists its product as uncharacterized. The transcript has a single exon. NCBI's taxonomy places the organism in Eukaryota, Viridiplantae, Streptophyta, Magnoliopsida, Rosales, Rosaceae. Bases 1 to 501 code for a protein of 166 amino acids. The record is from RefSeq and is a predicted model, not a curated record.
AUGGGGUUCCAAGGGAAUGCGUAUACUUGGAAAGGGCAUAGAGCUGAAGGGGUGUUGAUCCAAGAGCGCCUUGAUAGAGGGCUGAUAAACUCUAGCUGGCAGGAGGUUUGGCCAUGCUCUGUUGCAAUUCAUCUCCCAUAUGUGGGUUCUGACCAUUGUCCCAUUCUCAUUCUAACUGAAGGAAGACAGGAAAAGGUUUCUCGUCUGUUCAAAUUCGAAGCUUACUGGGUUGCUGACCCAGAAUGUGGAAAAGUGAUUCACAGGAGCUGGAACAUGAAUAAUUGGAGGGGUAUAGUGACAUGCUGGAGUAAAAAGCAAAGAAGGUGCAGAUACGAGUUAAGAAAGUGGAGCAGAGGAAAGUAUUCAAAUGCCAUGUUGAAAACUGAAAAGUUAACUGCUGAGCUCGAGUUGUUACAACGUGACUGGGAAGAAAAUGAGAGAAGAAUUGAGCAGAUAAAAAUUGAGCUAAAUGAGACACAGGGGCAAGAAGAGAGUUUUUAG